This is a messenger RNA of Carassius auratus (goldfish), 3616 nucleotides long. RefSeq names its product synaptotagmin-7-like. The transcript is spliced from 10 exons. Bases 762 to 2561 code for a protein of 599 amino acids. Gene Ontology annotation, molecular function: calcium ion binding; phosphatidylserine binding; calcium-dependent phospholipid binding. Gene Ontology annotation, cellular component: synaptic vesicle; axon; synapse. The record is from RefSeq and is a predicted model, not a curated record. Lineage: Eukaryota; Metazoa; Chordata; Actinopteri; Cypriniformes; Cyprinidae. Gene Ontology annotation, biological process: vesicle fusion; calcium ion-regulated exocytosis of neurotransmitter.
AUCAACUGCAUUCAUAAUGAGCGUGGCGCUCUCGCAUUCAUUCGGGACGAAUCUGAGAGCGUUUGAUUGAGGGUGCAGGAUGUUUGAGCUCAGCGGGACGCUGCGUUUCCAUUGUUUUGCUCGUCGGUUUGUGGGAUGGUUAUUCUCGGAGGCGCACGACGGUAAAAGUCAUGUGAUUUUUUUGCCUGUGUUGUGUGCUUCGUGACAUUGCAGCUGCUGCUUUAGACUAAUGAGUACUUCUUUGGAUUUGAAGCUUGCAGGUGCUUGUGGAAAUCUGUGUUUUUAAUUGAAAAUUGCUUUUUUUUCCCACUUAAAGCUGUUUUCGAAAUUCUUACUUGACAUAAAUAACCUUUCCUCCCAAUAUCAGGUGCAUCUGAGCCUUCGUGUUUCUCUCCACCCAUGCAAAGAUGUAUUUUCUUAAGCCAAACGUGAAUGUUUUUCACCCAAAAAAUAUUGUGUUGAUUUAUAUUUAAUACUGUGUUUUGGUUAAGUGUGAUGCUUUACGGCCUUCUAUCUCUCUUUUUCUCUCCUUUAUGCUUUUGGUAAAACUACUGAAUGCACAGGUAUAAUCUCGCACGUUUCUGCUCUGCUGCCUGAUAUGGAUGCAUCGGCUCUGUUUCUAUUUCCCCUUUUUGCUGAUGAAACUGUCUUUGCAGCUCUUAAUGAAUGACGAAUUCCUCUCCUGUUUCACUUCCUGUCCCGGAUCAGGAGGUCUGCUGUGUGUAGACUGAUGGAUGAGAGAUGGCUGAUGCUCUACUGACAUGUAUGUGUGUCUCUUCAGUGAUUUAGACAGAGACUUUUGGAAUAACAAUGACAGCAGUUCAGUACAGCAGCGCUGGAGCUCAUACCCGCCUAAGGAGUUUGUACUAAACAUUUCUCCCUAUGCCCCUUACGGAGAUCCACGCCUCACACUCAAUGGGAUGGUGCCCGGGGGCCAGAAAGGGGCCGCGGGGGGUGGAUUGGGGGAAGGAGGGGGGUCGUCGCACAGUGACAGCGUGAGGAGCAUGAUGACGGGGGGCAUUAAAGCCGGCAGGUGGCAGACAGUACAAAGCCGCCUGCAUUCAGGAGACUUCAAGAACGGCAAUUUGUCCGACCACGCACUUUCCUCGGUAGAGACUUUGGACAACAUCCCAUCGAUGGGGGCAACACCUCGGCCCCGAACGUUGCUGCGUCAGCAGAGCCUCCAGCAACCCUUGAUCCAGGCUCCAGCCCCAAGUUUGGCCAGCGGGCCGCCCAUCUCCCAGAGUCUGGGUCAGCUGCACACCCACCCGGGUAGUGGAGGGGGUGGAGGUGCGGGUCCUGGGGGAGGGGGCGGGGCCGGCUCAAGGAGCUCCAGGGGCGGCCCAGCAGGUGGCGGAGCUUCACGUUAUAGGCCAGGAGGUGCCGGGGGGCAGGCUUCUGGUGGGAACCCUGGCAGUGUGGAUCACAUGAUGGGUCAGAUGAAGAAACGGGGCCUGGACGUUAAAUCCUUCCUGGAAGGAAAAAUGGUGGUUCUCUCUCUUGCGAUUGGAUUGGCCGAGCAGGAUGACUUUGCCAAUCUGCCAGACCUACAGGAAGUACCGACCAGUCAAGAAACCCCUCCUGACAAGAGUAGGAAUAUGGGGAAUAAGCCAGUUAACAGUCCUAAGGGUCACCCGCCAGACGCCGACGGCCAUUCCUCAGUGUCUGACCUUGCCAACUCGCUCACUGGAGACAUGGUGAUGUUGUCUCCGGGGUCAGAAGACGACGACCACGAGGGCCCCGUGAGUGAGAAACUGGGCAGGAUUCAGUUCAGCUUGGGCUACAGCUUCCAGGACACGACUCUGACGGUCAAGAUACUCAAAGGUCAAGACCUGCCCGCUAAAGACUUCUCUGGGACGUCCGACCCUUUCGUCAAAAUCUACCUGCUGCCUGACAGAAAGCACAAACUCGAGACCAAAAUCAAGAGGAAAAACCUCAACCCUCACUGGAACGAAACCUUCCUGUUUGAAGGGUUCCCGUAUGAGAAGGUGCGGGAGCGAACGCUGUACCUCCAGGUGCUGGAUUACGAUCGGUUCAGCCGUAACGACCCGAUCGGAGAGGUCUCGAUUCCUCUGAAUAAAGUGGAGCUGGGACAGCUGAAGACGUUCUGGAAGGAUCUCAAACCCUGCAGUGAUGGCAGCGGAAGUCGUGGAGAUCUGCUGUUGUCUCUGUGUUAUAACCCCACUGCCAACACCAUCACUGUUAACAUCAUAAAAGCUCGCAACCUCAAAGCCAUGGACAUCGGGGGCGCCUCAGACCCGUAUGUGAAAGUAUGGCUGAUGCACAAAGACAAGCGAGUGGAGAAGAAGAAGACAGUCACCAUCAAACGCUGCCUGAACCCCGUCUUUAACGAGUCCUUCCCUUUCGACGUGCCCGCACAUGUUCUCCGAGAGACCACCAUCAUCAUCACCGUCAUGGACAAGGAUCGACUGAGCCGCAAUGAUGUCAUUGGAAAGAUCUACUUGUCAUGGAAGAGCGGUCCUGCCGAGGUCAAACACUGGAAGGAUAUGUUGAGCCGGCCACGCACGAACGUGGCACAGUGGCACACCCUUAAAGCCUGAUUCGCCCUCUCCAUUGACCACCCCUUCCCUCCGAGCCCCCUUUGACCCGAAACCCCGUCCUUAUGCACAAGACUAACUUGCUGCCAGACGGCACAACACGGGUACUAUUAGCCAUCCACUCUUGUAACCUUUAACCUAUGAGCUUCUCUCUCCACUUUGGUCUUCAUUUACUCUGGUAACCUGUAGUCCAAAUGCCUGCUUAUUAGUUAAUUACGCCAACGGUUCCUUUGUGCAUUAGCAUCCGUUCUGGACUCUGGGAUAGUCGCUAAAUCCAACAAAGCCAUUUAAAGAUGCUCUGAGAGCGUUUGCGCCGCAACUACACGUUACCAGGAUGACGUUUCCUUCUUGUUUUGGUUUUAUAGCCCAGUUCCCCUGUGUUCCUCAGGCUGGAGAGGUCUGACAUCUUUAGGAUGUGUGAAUGCAUCAGCUGGGCCCCGUCCCUCGUCUCAUCAAACCUCGCGUCUAGACCCGGAGGCUCAUGGGAGCUCAUUUGGCAGCCUUUAAAUUGGCCACUGCUGAAACGGAUCGAGUCGCAGGAACUCUGGGAGUUGUAUUUUUCCAGGUCUCAGACGUCCCGUGCGAGUAAUUAAAGCCAUGAGGGCAAACGAGACGCCCUCUUUCCAUUAGCAGCCCCUCCGUUGUUUUAGUCUCCAUUUAUAGUUGUUUUUCUCACAAUCCCUGACCUCUCCAAGCCUUUUUCUGUGUCUUUCCCACUUGACCUGAUUUUCCGUAUCUUUGUUCCUUCCUUCUCUCUCUCUCUCUCUCUAUCUAUCCUCUCUUUUGUCUUCUAAGUAAACAGCUCCGAUUGGUUCAGCUGAAAGCUGCAGACAUUGAAACCUUACGCCAUCUGGAGACUUAAAGACAGCAAAAUUAACUCCAUCCUAGUCUGUUUGGCUUUUUUUCUCUGUGGUUUCUCUUUAUCGCUGGCACAGUAGUAGUGAAGUCCCUCUUUUUCUCGGGAUUCUUUGUCGUCUGUGUGCUGUGAGUGACGUGACGUAUAUCCAACCGAAAUAUCAUAAAAAACACUAACCACCAGGAUGGAAAAAGAAAACGAC